This is a messenger RNA of Telopea speciosissima, 981 nucleotides long. RefSeq lists its product as uncharacterized. The transcript has a single exon. Lineage: Eukaryota; Viridiplantae; Streptophyta; Magnoliopsida; Proteales; Proteaceae. The record is from RefSeq and is a predicted model, not a curated record. The coding region runs from base 1 to 981 and encodes 326 amino acids.
AUGCACUCUAGUUUCUCGGACAGCUUGGGGCAUUUUUCUUUCCACCUCACUGUGGUCUAUGCUCUGAACUGUCCCCUUCAGAGGAAUUCUCUUUGGUCUGACCUCAGGUCCUUGGCCCCGCAAGUUGGAUCCCAUCCAUGGGGGCUUGGUGGUGACUUCAACAGCAUUAGGUACAGCUAUGAGAAACAGGGAGGCGAGCAGCCUGACUUGGAAGCUUUCAAUUAUUUUAAUGAAUGCCUGGAAGAUAUAGGUGUCAAUGAUCUCAGGUGGUCUGGUUUCCCUCUUACUUGGAGCAAUAAAAGGGCAGGUUCUAACCGUAUUGCUUGCAAGCUGGAUAGAGUUCUUGUCAAUGAAGAAUGGCUAACCUCAUUCCCCACCUCUCAUGCUAUAUUUGACAAUCUGGACAUCUCAGAUCAUUCCCCCAUCUCUCUUGAGAUUCAGCCCUUCACCUCCUUUAGCCCCAAACCUUUCAAGUACUUUGAUAUGUGGUCCUCUCAUGAAACCUUUUUGCCUCUUGUCCAAGAGGCUUGGAAUAAGCCUGUUUUUUCUUUCUCCUCUCCUCUUUUAGCCUUCUCCAAAAAGCUUAAGAAUGUCAAGGCUGCCCUCAAAGUUUGGAACAACACCACCUUUGGCAACAUUUCUAUUCAAGUCUCUGAGUGUAAAGAAAAUCUUGCUUCAAUUCAGGUUCAGCUGCAAUCUGAUUCUCUAAAUGAUCUUCUUGCUGAGGAAGAGAAAGAGGUCUCCAGGCAUCUGUCCUCUUUGCUGGCUAGAGAAGAAAGCUUCCUAAAAAAAAAAUCUAGAAUCAAGUGGCUUGAUUUGGGGGACUCUAAUACAGCCUAUUUCCACUGGUCGGUGAAAGCUAAAGUCAAUGCUAAUUCCAUUGUGCAGCUAACUCUUCCGGAUGGCUCUACUGUCAACACUGUCAAAGAUAUUAAAGACCUGGCUGUUCAGCACUUCAAAUCCAUCUUCUCCGGAUCUUAA